GUACUAGCGACUAGCAGAGCUGAUCAACCAUGGCUUCCAGGCUACCUCUUCUCGGGAGAAUCUCUAAACUUCUCAAAGCUCCGCCGUCGACACCCCUAUGCUCUUCACGUCAUUCACUUGCUCUGUGUUUUCUUCUUCGAAAAAUUUCGACACCUAAUGUUUCUCCUUGGACAUUCGCCUCUCCUAGAAGCUUUUGCUCCGGCCCUCUAAACCUCCCCCAGGAUUCUCAGGGACCUGCAGCCAUCGAUUACCGUUCGGUUCUGUCGGAAGAUGAAUUUCACAGAUUAGCUAAUUCAACAAUCCAUGAUCUUCAAGAAAAAUUAGAGGAAUAUGGUGAUGUUGUUGAACUUGAUGGUUUCGAUGUCGACUAUGGGAAUGAAGUUUUAACACUAAAACUUGGGACUCUGGGCACCUAUGUGAUGAAUAAACAGACCCCUAAUCGACAAAUUUGGUUAUCGUCUCCUAUAAGUGGCCCAUCCAGAUUUGACUGGGAUCAUAAUGUUCGAGCUUGGGUUUAUCGGCGAACUAAAGCAAAUUUGUCGAAACUCUUGGAAAGUGAGUUGGAGCAACUUUGCGGUAAACCAGUCAACCUUUCGUAGACUGUUGUAGAUCCUAUGAUGAUCACAUAAUUUCGACACUCGAAGC
Molecule: messenger RNA, 645 nt
Organism: Hibiscus syriacus
Lineage: Eukaryota; Viridiplantae; Streptophyta; Magnoliopsida; Malvales; Malvaceae
Product: frataxin, mitochondrial-like
Exons: 5
Coding region: 30-599 (189 amino acids)
Biological process (GO): intracellular iron ion homeostasis; iron incorporation into metallo-sulfur cluster
Cellular component (GO): mitochondrion
Molecular function (GO): iron chaperone activity; ferrous iron binding; ferroxidase activity
Source: RefSeq, a predicted model, not a curated record